CAAGAUUUUAAGACAGCCAACUAACAGCAACAACCUACUUUGAAACUGUCAAGCAGCCAAAGCUUAGAACAAAAUGAAUAUGUCAUUGUAAAAUACAAAACAAAAAGAAAAUCUUUCUUUCUCUUUGAUCAGAGCAUGGUCCAGCCAAGAAUUCAUUCCAACAGUUCUUUUCUACUUUUUUCCUCUGUCAAACUCUGCAACAGUAGCUUUGAUCCUUGGUGCUUAGUUCUUUUAACUAAUUAGUGAAAACAUCUACUCACUUUUUGGCUGAAAUGAAUGAGGUUGUUUUGAAGGCUGUUAUAGCUUCAGUUCUAACUACUUCGAUAGUUUCUAGCAUACUCUUUUAUUUCUUCUACAGGUACUAUGUAAAUCGUCAACGGAAGAAAACCAAGUUGAAAAAUUCAAGUUUUCGUCGAGAGGGUUCUGGUUCUGUGCCUCAUCAAGAAGUCCAGCAACGUGGAGCUUUAAAAGGGCUGGUAGUUGAUGAAAAUGGACUAGAUGUUAUAUAUUUGAGAAGAUUUGAAGAUAGACAGCUAGGAAGUUGUUUUUCCAAGAUUUGGGUGAAUUAUAUUGAUGAGGAGGAGGAAGAGAAGAGAAUGGAUAGCGGAGGAGAGAAUCCAGUUUCAAGCGAUCAUAUUCAAGAAAUUCCUUUACUGCAAAAUUGUAUUAGCAAUGUAGGUAGUUAUGAGAAGAAAGAGGUAGUUACUGCAUCACAACAAACAAUUAACUCACAACAGACAUAUCCUCAAUUUCCAUCAGCCUCAUUACAGUUUCAACAUAAGGAAAUCACUCCUCCAUCGGAAACACCGUCUCAACAAGCAAUUCUCUUGAGUCAAAAUCCGCCUCAGCCACCAAUACCUCCACCAUCUCCACCGCCUCCGCCUCCUCCCCUUCCAAUGAAAAGGAUUUCUAAAGCACCAACACCACCUAAUGCAGCAAAAUCAAAACCUUCACCUCCACCCCCACCAAAGGGUAGCGGUUUGAGUUCAUUGUUAAAGCCACCUAUUGCACCAAGAGGGAAAGGGAGCAGCCAAGAGAAAGCAGAAGCUCGAAAUGAAGAAAAGUCAAAAGAUAAUGGUGAAAUUCAAGUCAAAUUAAGGCCACUGCACUGGGAUAAAGUCAUUGCUAAUGCUGAUCAUUCUAUGGUUUGGGAUGAAAUCAACAAUGGAUCAUUCCGAUUUGAAGAUGACCUUAUGGAAGUUCUCUUUGGAUACGAUGUCAAAUCCCAGAAAAUCCCUGAAGGAAAUGGCGCGAUCACAAGCUCAGGCACUUCUAAGUUGGCUCGACCAGCUCAGAUCUUUAUUCUCGAUCCUAGGAAGUCACAGAACACAGCAAUUGUGCUAAAGUCUCUUUCAAUCUCUCGUAAAGAAAUACUUGAUGCCCUGUUGGAGGGUCAAGGACUCAGCGUUGAUACUCUUGAAAAACUAACCAAGAUUUGCCCAACUGAAGAAGAAACAUUAAAAAUCCUCCAAUUUGAUGGUAACCCAAGUAAACUUGCUGACGCUGAGUCUUUCCUCUACCAAAUGCUGAAAGCUGUUCCUUCUGCUUUUAGGCGUUUCAAUGCGAUGCUUUUCAGAUCAAGCUAUGAUCCAGAAAUUCUAAACCUCAAAGAGAAUUUGCAAACAAUUGAGCUAAGUUGCAAGGAAUUGAGAACAAGUAGAAUUUUCUUACGACUUCUGGAAGCGAUUCUUAAGGCUGGCAAUCGAAUGAAUGCAGGAACAGCUAGAGGAAAUGCUCAGGGAUUCAACCUUAGUGCCUUGCAAAAAAUAUCAUAUGUAAAAAGCAACGAUGGAAAAACAACUCUGCUUCAUUUUGUAGUUGAACAAGUCAUCCGUUCAGAAGGUAAGCGUUGCCUAAUCAAUAAAGGUAGCAAGGCAGAAAAACUAGAAAAAGAUACAGAGCACCUAACACUAGGUUUGCCAGUAUUGCAAGGAUUGAGUUCCGAAUUCUCUAAUGUAAAGAAAGCAGCUUUCAUAGACUAUGAUAGUUUCAUCAACACAUGUUCCACUAUUACAAUGCGAGUAAAUGAUGUUCAGCAGCUCUUAAUGUGCUGUGGAAAUGCUGAAAGAGAUCGAUUUGUAAAAGAGACGAAAGUGUUUCUAGAGGAAUGCGAAGAGGAACUCAAGGUGAUCAAAGAAGAACAAACAAGAGUCAUGGACCUUGUGAAGAGAACGACAGAGUAUUACCAAGCAGGAUCUUCGAAGGACAAAUGCACUCAGCCACUUCAGUUGUUUGCCAUUGUGAAGGACUUUCUGGACAUGGUUGAUAAAGUGUGUUUUGAUAUCACAAAGAAAGUACAGAAGAAGAAUGCAUCAAGCAUAGAGUCAUCACCACCCCGAUCAUCAACACCAAGAACUCCUGUGAGGUUCCAUAACUUGAGAACAUACUUUACACCAGAAAUUGUAAGUAGUGAAUCUGAGAAUGAGUUCUGAUGGAACUUCAUUACUCUUAGAACAUCAGUUUAAGUAGAGUAGAUAGUCGAAAGUACUAAUCUUUACAUUCUUCAUAUUUGAAAUAUCACAUUGAUAUACGGGUUCACCCCCCUCCUUCCCAGAAAGAGAAUAAACUAUCUUA
Messenger RNA from Lycium ferocissimum, 2574 nucleotides. Its product is annotated as formin-like protein 4. Gene Ontology annotation, molecular function: actin filament binding. The coding region runs from base 273 to 2432 and encodes 719 amino acids. The record is from RefSeq and is a predicted model, not a curated record. Gene Ontology annotation, biological process: actin nucleation; actin cytoskeleton organization. NCBI's taxonomy places the organism in Eukaryota, Viridiplantae, Streptophyta, Magnoliopsida, Solanales, Solanaceae. The transcript has 2 exons.